Etheostoma cragini (Arkansas darter) is the source of this 6679-nucleotide messenger RNA. It is a transcript of the gene sema6a, whose product is annotated as sema domain, transmembrane domain (TM), and cytoplasmic domain, (semaphorin) 6A. Gene Ontology annotation, molecular function: chemorepellent activity; semaphorin receptor binding. Bases 463 to 3438 code for a protein of 991 amino acids. Lineage: Eukaryota; Metazoa; Chordata; Actinopteri; Perciformes; Percidae. The record is from RefSeq and is a predicted model, not a curated record. Gene Ontology annotation, biological process: negative regulation of axon extension involved in axon guidance; semaphorin-plexin signaling pathway; negative chemotaxis. The transcript has 19 exons.
GACAGCUGGGAUCGCUGCGCUCCGCUCCAGUCUGGUAAGAAGCUUCUUCUCCAAAUAGGAUGACCGUCGGCUUUUGUGGAAGGGACUGCAUUCAGCUCCGUAGCUAGUUCUGGGACACCCGUUUCGUUCAGUUUACCUGAGGGGAGUUUAAGAGCCAACACGUCGUUUUUUCUUCUCUAGUGUGGAUUUCCGAUGGAUAUUCCGAUUUGAAGAGGUGUGAUUUCAUUGAUUUGAGCGCGGCAUGUAACAAAAAGAAGCGCACGAGAAAAGUAGCGCUCGCAUUGUUAUUCUGAAACGAGCAACCUCUGAUCUGCUCUGAGAGACAUACCACAUGGAUUACUAAAAGACAGAGCUGUAAUACCAUUCCAAGGCAUACCCAUUCAUGAGCUGAAGGCUGAAGUCAAUCUGUAGCAGAGGACCAGCAGCAGCAGCAGCAACAGCAGCAGCAGUGUUGGUGCGAUCAUGAGGUCAGAGGCCUUGUUACUCUACUUCACGCUCCUGCAAAUAGCCGGGGCGGGCUUCCCCGAAGACAGCGAGCCUAUUAGCAUCUCACACGGCAACUACACAACACAGUACCCAGUGUUUGUAGGCCACAAACCUGGCAGGAACAACACACAGCGGCACAAACUGGACAUCCAGCUCAUCAUGAUCAUGAACAAGACGUUAUACAUCGCUGCCAGGGAUCAUAUAUACACAGUGGACACAGACACUGCCAACAGUGACGAGAUCUUAUUCAGUAAGAAAUUGACAUGGAAGUCCAAACAGGCAGAUGUGGACACUUGCAGAAUGAAAGGGAAACAUAAGGAUGAGUGUCACAAUUUCAUUAAAGUCCUCUUACAGCAAAAUGAUGACACCUUGUUUGUUUGCGGAACAAAUGCUUUCAAUCCGUGCUGUCGAACCUACAAGAUGGACACCCUAGAGGCUGUGGGAGAGGAUAUCAGUGGGAUGGCACGUUGCCCGUAUGACGCCAAGCACGCCAAUGUUGCCCUCUUUGCUGAUGGCAAGCUGUACUCGGCCACUGUAACAGACUUUUUAGCGAUUGAUGCGGUCAUCUAUCGUAGCCUUGGAGACAGCCCAACUCUGCGCACUGUCAAACAUGACUCCAAAUGGCUGAAAGAGCCCUACUUUGUCCAGGCAGUCGAUUACGGGGACUUUAUCUACUUCUUCUUUCGGGAAAUUGCUAUGGAGUACAACACAAUGGGAAAGGUGGUGUUUCCUCGGGUGGCCAGGGUUUGUAAGAUCGACCAAGGCGGCUCACCCCGGGUCCUAGAGAAGCAGUGGACCUCAUUCCUCAAGUCUCGCCUGAACUGCUCCAUUCCCGGUGACUCCCACUUCUACUUCAACAUCCUGCAAGCUGUGACAGAUGUCAUCCACAUCAACGGGAGGGACGUAGUGAUGGCAACCUUCUCCACUCCUUACAACAGGUACCCUGAGGAACAGGAAACGCCUGGCACAUGUGCCGGCACUCCAUCCAUGGAGAAGUACAAGGUAUCCAAUGAGUUCCCGGACGACAUACUCAACUUCAUCAAGAUGCAUCCUCUGAUGGACGAGGCUGUUCCAUCCAUAGCCAACAGGCCCUGGUUCCUCAAGACCAUGGUCCGGUAUCGUUUGACGCACAUUGUGGCGGACAAUGAGGCGGGUCCCUAUAAGAACCAUACGGUGGUCUUCCUGGGAUCUGAGAAAGGCAUCAUUGUCAAGUUCUUGGCCAAUAUGAACAGCGGUUUCCUCAAUGAUAGCCUUUUUCUGGAGGAGCUCAACGUCUACAACCCUGACAAGUGCAGUAUAGAUGGUGUGGAUGACAAGCGCAUCAUAGGCAUGCAUAUAGACAGCAAAAGUCACGCUUUGUGGGUUGCUUUUUCCUCCUGUGUGGUUAAAGUGCCGCUGUCUCGCUGUGAAAGACAUGGAAGAUGCAAGAAGUUUUGUAUAGCCGCCAGAGACCCAUACUGUGGUUGGGUGUCAGAAGGAGCCUGCAAACAGGUGGUUGGCAACACCAAAUCAGCCUUUGAGCAGGACGUGGAGCAUGGUAACACAGAUGGCCUGGGAGACUGCCAAAACACUUUUGUGGCGCUGAAUGACAUUCCCUCCAGUUACAAAGGCCACCAUCACCGCCACCAUCACCACACCCUCUCACUCCCCACCUCGGCCCUACCCGAGGCCGCCGAGGGCCCCCUGGGGCGGGGCCGCAUGGUGGAGCGGAAGGACCCCCCCAUGAGCUCAGACAAAGGGGAGGACCCCUAUGUAGCCGUGCCCUCUCAGACUCAGCCUGAAGUCAAUGGUGUGAUCCGUGAGAGUUACCAGAAGGGUCGUGACCAACUAGUUCCUGUGACCUUGUUGGCCAUCGCUGUCAUCCUAGCCUUUGCCAUGGGCGCCAUCUUCUCUGGCAUCAUUGUCUACUGUGUCUGUGAUCACCGGCGGCGAGACAUAGACCUGACAGGCAGCAAGGAAAAGGACAGCCACCACCUCCACUCCCGCCGAGGUUCCAUGAACAGCGUGACCAAGCUGACGGGCUUGUUUGAGACACAGGCCAAAGACGGUAGACCCGAGGCAAUCCUCACCCCUUUGAUGCACAAUGGGAGACUGACACCAAAUGGGAAGAUGCUGAUAAAAGCAGACCAGCACCACCUGGACCUCACUGCUCUGCCAACGCCUGAAUCCACCCCCAUGCAGCCGCGUCGUAAGCCGAGCCGGGGAAGCCGGGAGUGGGAGAGGAACCAGAACCUAAUCAACGCUUGCACCAAGGACAUGCCACCAAUGGGCUCCCCUGUUAUCUCUACAGACCUGCCCCUGAGGGCCUCUCCGGGGCACAUCCCCAGCGUGGUAGUCCUGCCUUUGCCCCAGCAUCAGCACCAGCUCCAGCCUCACCUGCAGCAGCACCAGCAGUCCUACCAGCAUGAGUAUGUGGAGCAGUCCCACCAUAGUGACAUCAGCAUGGGCCACAGUGUUAUGGACGACCAGGGAGCCACCCUGGAGUACAAGACAGUCAAGAGCCCCUGUCACAACCUCAACAUGGUAGAUCCAGAUGGGGUGCUGCCACCACGUGUGCCCCAACGAGAGGCUUCUCUCACCGUCCCUCCGGCUGUCCCACAGAUGGGCAAACGCUUGGAGGUCCACUCUUCAGUUUACGGACUACGUAAAGGAUCUGCAUCCGGAGCUUCCGGAUCGUCCGUUCUCAAGAGGCACAACACCAACUCAUCUAACUCCUCCCAUUUGGCGAGACAUCACAGCUUUAACCGCAUGGAGACACCACCCCCUGCACCUCAGAGGGUGGACUCCAUACAAAUGACAGCACAGGGCAUAUCUCUGUCACGGCAGCCUGGAAUGAGCUCCUACGGUUCACUGCCUCGAACGGGCUUCAAAUAUCUCAAGCCUGAUGUCCCCCCAAAACCCUCCGUAGUCUCACUCUCAACAAAAGUCAAGUCCAGUGACUCCUGCACAUAGUCCGCUAGUUAUCCAGUCAGUCCACUGUGAACGGACAGUAGUAAAAGUUUUUUUCUGAAAGAGAGAAAAAACAGGGAAUACUGUACAACUUGCAUCUCUUUUUAGUGUUUUUGUUUAUUUGUUUUUGGUGUACAGUAGAGUGAAAAAUGAAACAGUUUUGUAAGAAAACACUUUCUUUUUAUAUAAAUAUGUAAAUAUUAUACAAAUGGUUGUUGUCAUUUGUUGCCGUCAUUGAGCUCAUGCUCUGGCUGGCUCCCAGUUCCUCUGUAAACACACAUGGGAACAUGUGCUACUGAAACAGAAGAAGAUAAUGCUUGUCCUGAAUAUUUCAUCCAACUGCACCCUGUAGCAUCCAAGACGAUGGCUCUCUUGUUUGUGGUGUCUUUGGCCACCCGGACUUGACUUGAUACUUUAUCACGCUGGUGAAAAGCACACAAGAAGACAGCACAGGGGGUUUGGAGAAUAAUCGUUGUACAGUAUCUUGAGGACUGGCCAAUCUGCACUCAGAGAGACUGAACUUGGACUGAAAGGACAGAUGACUGUUCUGAGUUCUGUCAGAAACUGUGAAAAAGCCUCUCAGUGUUACAGCAAUCAAGUCCUGCCUGGGUUUGACUGAAAGCCUGGGCCAGAAGAAUCUUCUACUGUACUGGUUACUGAAUAACACAUGACUGUUAAUACUAAUAGUUUGUUGUAUUUAUUUUUAUUAAGUGCUUUUGAAAAAAUACUGACUUUCUAGGCUUGGCUUGGAGAGAGAGAGAGAGAGAGAGAGAGAGAGAGAAAGAGGCAGGACAGAGAAGAUAUCUUUUAAUAUUAAUUAAACAAGUGUGAGAAAAAAACAUAUUUAAAGUCAUUAAACUGGAGCCUGUAGAACUUUCUUGAUGACUGAAGGUCCCCUAUGUCUUUCUGUGUGCUCAGUGGGACCUGCAGCUUGAGAUAUAUGUGACCUCUGUGAAGAGGAGGAUAUAUUUAUUUAAACUGUGCCAGAUAGGGACUUUUACCUUCAUGGACCAGAAUUUCCAUUGUUUUUGAGCAAUCAUAAAAAAUACUUUUUGAAUCUCACCCUUUCACUCCUCCAAUGAACAUCCCCCAACCUACCCCACGGCCCCAAUCAGCACUGUGGUUUUGUGGGAGUCAGUUACAUUUGUCCUGAUUGGUUGCUGGCUUACCGGUGCCAUCAAAGCUCAGUGUUGCAUGUUGCAAAUAUAAGAAAAGCCGCUGCAGCAACAGAACGGGAAUCUGCAUUACACACACAGAAAGAAGCUGCAAGUGAAGCUGCAAGCAAACAGAGCGAUGCCUCCAUCUAGAACGCAUCGUCUUUUAAUAGCAGCGUCACGCAAAUUAGCAGGUGAAAAAGGAAACUACAAAAACAUCUGUAUCGCCUGCUUCUUUUUCCACAUGUAAAUUUGUGCCUUACACCCUAAAGUAGUGACAAUGUUUUUAAUAGCUGUUAACUUUGUCUCCUUGUAGUAUUUUUUUUAUUUUUCUUACGUCAUCAUAUUUCCCUGGUUUGAUAAAAAUGCAAUUAAAGAAUGUAGGUGUUAUUGUUGUAAUUCUGGUCCCUAGACAUAACACACUUAUAAUCCAGAGGAAAGAGAAAAGGAGGAUUUCCUUUUCUUUUUUCACUCUUUCUCUCUCACACACGCCCACAUACACAUGCACACACACACACACACACACACACACACAUACACAAACAUCUUUGUGGUUCAUUUCUGAUUGUGCCAUGAGCUUAAAGCAACCCUUUAUGUUGUGCUGGCAGUGUCGAUGUAGACAUUGUGAGUGUUUUUGAUUUUAUAUUUUAUACAAUUUUAAAGUCCUGGUAUUUGUUUUUACUUGUUUGCUGUCUGUUGGUUUGGAGUGAUGGUUGGUUGACUGAUUAACUGAACAAUUAACAUUUGUUACUUGAGAAGGCCAGUGUAUGGGUGUCUUGCACUGCAACACUAGCAAACACAGUGUGAGGUACACAUAAGCACCCGGUGUACUAACACAGUUCUAGGCUUCUUGUGUGCAUCCUAACACUCAGCUGUUAGGCAGUUGCAUAAACAGGCUGGUUCCUGUGAAGAACUUUGACAUUUUAAAACAACAAUAUUAAAAAAGUACCUUAUUUAACCCCCUUUUUGUAAGAGAAAACACAGUUUGAGGAAGUGUAGUUUUUAUUUUGCUUCAAUAACUCUCAUUAUCAAAGCCUUAUGAAUGGCUGAGAGUUUGACUAAUCUCACCUUUUUCUGUUUUCACUUCCUUUUUACUUGAGGAUUUCUAUUGAUCACCUCUGACCCCAACACUUAAAUCAAAGGAGCACUCUCUUAGUGUUGUAUGUGUAGAUAGGUAAAGGUUUUCUUGAUAUCAAGCAAUCUUCUGUUUCUCAAUGGAGGAAAGCCAACUAUGUCUCAAUCCCCAGCUAACGUGAGAAGGAACGUUUAGGAUCUGUGACCUGACUAACACAUGUACAUAUACUCUUGCAGGGUUUGGAUGCAAAUGACAGGGUCAUGGGCAACAGAUUGGGUAAAAGCUAGAACCGGGAGGAGGGUAUCCCUAUGGAAACAUAUUCUGGGGGUCAGUUGAGACAGUUAUCCCAGGGAUUACUUACAGCUAUGAUCUUCAAAGUGCAAAUGACCCAUGAUUAGUAGGAAGGGGUGUGUUUACUCCAGAAUACCACUGCAUUGUAGACUGGUUACUGGGCACUAAAAGGCCCUAUUUACACCUUCCAGUGUAUUGAGGUGUGCAUGACCAAGCAACUUUCCCAGGCCUGAAAUAAUGCUAUAUAUUUCUUGCCUAGAAAUUUUCAGUUGUGGUGGCUGUCACCUCGGAGAACUGCUGUGUCCGCACAGAAUGUGAACAAGAAAAUCUAGGUUCAAAAGGUUAAAUCCCACAUCCUGUGUAGCCACAUAAAUGUAGCUGUGGGUCCAUUAAAGAUUCUGUAAAAUCAACCGUUUGAUGUCAGUGGGGUUUGAAUAUUUUCAAGACUGGACUGGGAUUGACUGUGAAGGCUGCUGUGAACAGUGAGGUUCUUUGGUGUGUGCCUUUUUUGUCUUUCACCCUUGUUAUAAUACACUGCUGUUAGAUGCAAAUCAACUCUCUUCUCAACUUCACAACCUUUUGAACUUUGUAAGCUUGUAAGAUAUUGUGACGUCACAGUUUUUUGCCCUACUCUCUCCACUUCCUUAACAUCUGAUUCACAGCUUAAUGUAUGUUGUAAAGAAAAAACUCUUUAAUUUAAUGCAAAAUGUAAUAAAAAAAAUAA